CCUAAUGAACAUAAUAUGGUGGGUAGGUUAUCCUCUUACAUUUGUUGGCUGGGCGGCUCAGGGGAGGAGUGGAGAGUGAGUAAAAGAGGAGGGAAAAGCUGUGCUGGGGUUUCACUCUGAGUGCACUCUGUCUACCAAGCUGCAGCUCCUCUCUCCCUCUGUUGCUCCAAACAGAAAGCUAAACAGAUGUUUAAAGUUUCGUUUUUCAUUCAAGCUGGUUCCCCUCUAUAUUGCCCUCCCUUUGUGUCUCUCUCUCUGGAUGUGUUGUGCCAAAGUGCAGUGCUGUUGAGUGCUUUAUUGUGCUUGACUAUAUAUAUAUACUGAGGCAAAAAUAUAAGAAUAAGACAAAACUUACAGAGUACACAAGGUGGAAGCUGCAUUUCCAUUGUCUCCAGGCAUGAACUCUCUACCAGCUUACUCAGGAGCUAGAAUAUCUGGCUGUUGGACACUAAGAUCUGAUGGCAGUGGAGGUGGUGAGGGAUCACUGGACCGUCUUCUCCCCUCGGUAAGCACGGGUCUGUCGCCUAGGAAAAGGACCACUAGCCAGUGUAAGUCUGAGCCUCCUCUCCUACGCACCUCCAAACGAACCAUCUACACCGCUGGACGCCCACCCUGGUACAACGAACAUGGAACACAGUCCAAAGAGGCCUUUGUCAUUGGUCUUUGUGGUGGGAGCGCUUCGGGAAAGACAACUGUGGCCAGAAAAAUCAUUGAAGCUCUAGAUGUUCCAUGGGUUGUACUACUCUCAAUGGACUCUUUUUACAAGGUCCUGUCCCCAGAUGAGCAGACUCUGGCUGCCAGUAAUGACUAUAACUUUGACCACCCUGAUGCCUUUGACUUUGAUUUGCUGACACACACCCUGCGCAAACUCAAACAGGGCAAGAGCGUGAAAAUCCCUGUGUAUGACUUUACAACUCAUGGGAGACAGAAGGAGUGGAAAACUGUAUAUGGAGCCAGUGUUAUCAUCUUUGAGGGAAUCAUGGCCUUCGCAGAUAAAGAGCUCCUGCAGUUGCUGGACAUGAAGAUUUUCGUGGACACAGACUCUGACAUCCGCUUGGUGCGACGGUUGAGGAGGGACAUUACAGAAAGAGGACGAGAUAUCGAAGGUGUCAUCAAACAAUACAACAAGUUCGUCAAGCCAGCGUUUGAGCAGUACAUUGAGCCCACCAUGCGCCUGGCUGAUAUUGUGGUGCCACGUGGUGGUGGCAACAUGGUGGCCAUUGAUCUGAUCGUGCAGCAUGUCCACAGUCAGCUGGAGGAGAGGAAACUUCGCUGGGAUAUGGCAGCCCUUGCAUCUGCACACCAGGCCCAACCCCUCCCCCAGACCCUCAGCGUUCUAGAGAGCACACCCCAGGUCAGGGGUAUGCACACCAUCAUCAGAAACAAGGAAACCAGCCGCGAUGAGUUCAUCUUCUACUCCAAGAGGCUGAUGCGUCUGUUGAUCGAGCGAGCGCUCUCCUUCCUCCCCUCACAGGUCCACACAGUCCAGACCCCCCAGGGAGAGGAUUAUGAAGGCAGGACUUUCCAUGGGAAGAGGAUCACAGGUGUGUCCAUCCUGCGAGCCGGGGAGACCAUGGAGCCAGCUCUGAGGGCUGUCUGCAAAGACGUCCGCAUCGGCAAGAUCCUCAUCCAGACCAACCAGGACACAGGAGAACCAGAGCUUCAUUACCUGCGUCUUCCAAAAGACAUCAGCGAAGAUCAUGUGAUUCUGAUGGACUGUACUGUGUCCACUGGAGCUGCUGCCAUGAUGGCUGUACGAGUCCUGCUGGACCAUGAUGUUCAGGAGGAAAAGAUCCUGCUUGUGUCUUUGCUCAUGGCUGAAAUGGGAGUCCAUUCAGUGGCCUACGCAUUUCCACAGGUCAAAAUCAUCACCACAGCUGUCGACAAGAAGGUCAAUGAUCUCUUCCACAUCAUACCUGGCAUAGGAAACUUUGGGGAUCGAUACUUUGGAACAGAUGCACCCCCUGACUGGAGCGACGAAGAGAUGGAUGAGCCCAGUUACUGAUGAAAUUAUUGGCAGUGCACUCACUUAUUGGGAGAUUCAGGGCAGUGCCCCUCUGAGGACAAUAUGAGGAGAUACUCUUUGCUUCUGUCACACCAUAACAGUUGUCCUUCAUAGGCCAACCAAGGGUGCCCUGAAAAAUAAACUGAAUUGGGCAGACGUUGUUGAUGUACAGUCACCUUGUUGAAAUUUUAAAUUAUAUUAUUAAUGUAAAUACUGUUGUGAAAAGUGGUGUUAUGAAGUCUGGUAUAUUUUUAUAUGUUCAUUAAGUUAUAAAGUCCAAAUGUUUAUUUGGUUUUUAAAUUCUGACAAUCUCUGUAUUGAAAUUUGCAGACAUGUUGUUUUUAAAAAGAUAUAUUUAGCCUUAAGCCGUGUACUGUGGACGACACAACUGAAUGUAAAUUUGCACAUUGUAAAAGACAAAAAAAAAGCAAGCUUUUAAGGUUAUUUUUAUCUCAUACCUUCCUCACAAUUUUCACAAAAGUAAAAUCAGAACAUGAAUUCAUGUUGCUCAACUUCCAUUGCCAUGAGCAGUUUCUGAAGGACCAUUCAAUUGGAAAAUAUGUAGGUGUAUCUGUUUUUUGUUUUUGUUUUUUUUUAAGUCUCUGGUUCAGCCUUCCCUUCUUUGUGGAUGCUGACCUAACCAGUUGAAAAGGAUGUUGAAACCCGGUUUUCAUUAUACAGCUCAAAGUACGCACUUGUGUGUAUUUAUGCAGUAUGUCCUUCAUUUACAUAUUUUUUACAAUGGACAGACUUCGCCAGUGAAAAGGCAAGUCAUACAUCCUUUUACUCCUACGAAAAUGGGUCAUGUGCAUUUAACAAACACAGAUUAAGUGUUUAUUUCAGUCCCACAUGUCCUGAUUUAUGCCUCUUUUUUUCAUGCAGUAGAUGGGAUUGUUUAUUUAUUGUUAAUUUAAAAAAAAAAGGGCUGUUGAGUUGUGGAUGCAUACGAACUCAGAACAUGUCAAAAAAGUGUCCUGUUAGUGCCUGCCCUUUUUACAUGGUAUCGGUAUUGAAACAAAUGAGAUCUGUUUGUUAAAGUUAGUGCCUGUUUAAUAUUGCCUUGCUCUGCGAAGGAUAAUUUUGACGGUUCCCUAGACGUGUGGUCGCAUUCCACAAUAUUCAUCCACAUGGUUAUCUGAACUGAUGAAAUGAGACAUCAGAAGGAGAGUGUUGCAGUUCCUUCCCUAUUGAGUUACUUUCAUAUGAUGUUCUCUUAUACAAGUUAACAAUUAAUUAUCAAAAUACUGUAUUUUUUUUUAAUUGCUCAUUUGCUUUACUGAGAAAAAGGAAAUGUACAACAUUAAGAGAAAAACAUGAAAUUGAACGUACUGUAGAAUAUAUCCUGAAGACAACUGUUAGCAAGUCUUUCUGUGCUGAAAAUCCAUCGAUUGUGUUUGACUGUGUGCUGUUUUUUGUGUGUGACUCUUCUGCUGCAUGUUUUUUUAUAUAUUUAAUA
This is a messenger RNA of Xiphias gladius (swordfish), 3461 nucleotides long. RefSeq names its product uridine-cytidine kinase 1-like 1b (gene uckl1b). The record is from RefSeq and is a predicted model, not a curated record. Gene Ontology annotation, cellular component: cytoplasm. The transcript has 15 exons. NCBI's taxonomy places the organism in Eukaryota, Metazoa, Chordata, Actinopteri, Istiophoriformes, Xiphiidae. The coding region runs from base 398 to 2005 and encodes 535 amino acids. Gene Ontology annotation, molecular function: kinase activity; ATP binding.